Messenger RNA from Aspergillus luchuensis, 915 nucleotides. RefSeq lists its product as uncharacterized. Lineage: Eukaryota; Fungi; Ascomycota; Eurotiomycetes; Eurotiales; Aspergillaceae. The coding region runs from base 1 to 915 and encodes 304 amino acids. The record is from RefSeq and is a predicted model, not a curated record. The transcript is spliced from 2 exons.
AUGUCCACCACCAGCACAUAUUCCCCAUUUCGCAUCUCCCCCCGGGAUCGCGCCAAUUUGGAUCGCAAUGAGGCUUUUAGGCUUGUGAGGGAGCAUCUGAGGCGCCAGGAACUGGGCAUGAAGGCUCCUAGCUUUUGUGCCGAGCAUCGCCAUGAUACCCCCAGUCAAGAACAGGAAACCUUCCGCCUUCAUCGCGAUAUCAUCCACACCAUCCUCCUCCCUCUGUUCCUGCUCCACCAUCAAGCCUCGCGUAUCGCAACCAAUGUGCUGCCACGCCACAAAGGCGCGGAAUGCGAACGGGCGUUCCGUGGUGAGGCGCGUGGUGCUUAUGCUUGGCUGCAUUCUAUUCUGAGCGAAGAGCAUGAUUGGUAUUUGACCGAGCGCUGCCCCGCCUGUAUCGUUCUGCACGUUAUGAAUUCGGAGCCGACCAUUCGAUUUGUCGCCGUGGCGUGUCUCCUGUCAGACCACUUGCAGGGUCUGGACCUCCCGAGCGCCAAGAGACGGCUGCCUAACUUCGACUUUUGGUACGAAUCGCUGGAGAAUGCUGUCCGUGAGGAUACGUUUUGGGGCGAGGGCUUCUGGCCGGACAUCGAAUAUCGCGCCUGCGCCUUGACCGAUGGUGUGAAGCAGCUGGUGCUGCAGUGCUUGGAGCUGCAGGCUGCUCUGGACCGACACGACCUGCAGCCCGAGGAGUCGUACCGACCGACUCAGCGCUCUCGGAAUGACUCGUCACGGCCGUCCGUGACGGUCAAGCAGUCCAGCUGCACGCAGCUCCCUGUCAUCGACGAAGAAGACCAGAAGCUCUUUGCCAAGGCCGGCGCCAAUCGCGGCAUGCAUCCCUGCCGCAGUGAGCGGCCGCAGAGAUUUCAUGCUCGCCGCCAUGGUGACCCUCGCAGAAGAUCGGUGACAUCUUGA